Linum tenue is the source of this 1767-nucleotide messenger RNA. The record is from the annotation of a GenBank genome assembly. Lineage: Eukaryota; Viridiplantae; Streptophyta; Magnoliopsida; Malpighiales; Linaceae.
UUUCUCUGCACACUCUGUAUCCCCCUGGCCAUGGUGGCUGCAUUGCAGCUUUCUUCCCCUUCUCUUCCACCCUCAAAUCUGAAUCCAAAGUUCAAUCCUUUUGGAACUGUGGCAACUCAUCAGCAAUCAAAAAUUGCUUCCUCAUCACGUUGCAGAUUGUUCAUAACCAACUCUCAGCAGCAGCAGCCACAUCACCUUCAUGACCACAUCCCAACCUUACUCCCACCACCUAAUGAGAACGUUGCGGCGGUCAUAUUCGGCGACGGCGGAUCCUCGGAAUCCUCGAGGCUGUACCCUCUGACCAAGAGAAGAUCACAGGCAGCAAUCCCCAUUGCAGCAAACUACAGGCUGAUCGAUGUUGUGGUCAGCAACUGCAUCAACAGCAGCAUUACCAAAAUCUACGUCCUCACACAGUUCAACUCCACUUCCCUCAAUUCCCACCUCGCCAAGGCCUACUCCAGGCUCGGCCUUGGCCAAGGUGGGUUCGUCGAAGUCGUCGCGGCGUACCAGAGCCUUGAACAUCAGGCUUGGUUUCAGGGGACUGCUGAUGCGAUCAGAAGGUGCUCGUGGGUUCUUGAGGAGCAUCCGGUGUCUGAAUUCCUCUUGCUUCCCGGCCACCAUUUGUACAGAAUGGACUACAGGAAGCUGCUGGAGGCUCAUCGGAGGGGGAAUGCGGAUAUAACGAUUGCUGCAUUGGGGUGUUCUUCUGGUCGAAGGGAAGAGCAGGAGGGUUUAGGCAGGUUGGAAGUGAAUUCGAUGAAUCAAGUUAUUGGUUUUCAUGAUGGGAGGCAGGGGAAUUCGGAAGUAAGUUGCAGAGGUGGUGUGUUUGAGAACAUGGGGAUAUAUGUGAUCAACAGGGAGGUUUUGAGAAAGCUUGUACAUGAGAGUUUCCCAGAGGCAAUCGACUUGGGAAGUGAAGUGAUCCAUGGAUCGAUCAUAUCCCUUGGACUUAAGGUUCAAGCUUGUCCAUUCAAUGGGUACUGGGAAGACAUGAGGAGCAUAUCAGCAUUUUACCAGGCCAAUAUGGAAUUCGUCAAGAGAUCAAACAACUGUCAGAGCUUCUACGAUAUGGGUUCGCCUCUAUACACCAUUCCUCGUUGCCUUCCACCGACAACAGUGACUAAUGCCCUCAUUGCAGAUUGUGUCAUUGGAGAUGGUUGCAUCCUCAAUAGGUGCAGGAUCAAAGGGAGCGUGGUGGGAAUGAGGACUAGGAUUGGAGAUGGAGUAGUGGUUGAAGAUUCAGUCAUAUUGGGUGCUGAUAAUUACCAAGAUGAUAAGAUUGGUGUUGAGGAGAGGAGGAAGAGGAGUAAUGGGAUGAAUCGCAUAACUAUGGAGGGAGGCAUGAACAACAAUGGAAGGAAUGGUGUUCCAAUUGGAAUAGGUGAUGGAACUCUUAUGAGGAGAGCAAUUGUGGAUAAAAAUGCAAGAAUUGGCAAAAAUGUGAAGAUAAUCAACAAAAAUGGAGUCCUUGAGGCUGACAGAGAAAGAGAAGGAUACAUGAUUAAAGAUGGGAUAAUCGUGAUCAUGCGAGGUGCCGUCAUCCCAGACGAUACAGUUUUGUAACACAAGAUCCCCAAGUUUGUCUCUUUGUUUAGCUAUCAUUAAGUUCAUCACUCAUUUGCCCUACUUUGGCGGAUUAUUUGGUUAGUUCAGGCUUAUAUUCGACAUUAUAGCAAUAAAGUUGCAUUUAUGGUGAUACCCAUCAUUCAGUUCAGAGCGGAUGGUUUCUUUUGGAGUCUAUUGUACCACAUUGUAAUCAAAUACGUG